Molecule: messenger RNA, 389 nt
Organism: Notodromas monacha
Lineage: Eukaryota; Metazoa; Arthropoda; Ostracoda; Podocopida; Cyprididae
Source: the annotation of a GenBank genome assembly
AGGGGAUGUGAAUGAUGGAAGAUUUAAGUGGUUCGUGGUCUGUGUUCAACCGACUACUCCCCAUCAAUGCAUCUGCGUCGUGGCUCAUCCGUGAUACUUCAGGAGUCAAUGAUUCAGAAGUCCCGUACUUGCCAGCGUCGUGUUGUGUCGUGUCGGAAGUGACGUGGUACGCGUUCGCGUUGGUGACCUUCAGUGUCAUUGUCCUCUUGGUCUUCUCCAUCCACUACCUGAGACGAUGGAGUUCGGACCCGAAGCGGAUGCGGAAGCGUCAUGCUUCCAUUCUUCGAUACGGAAUGGACAGUAUCAUUGGUAGAGACAGCCCACCUGUGGAAGGGUCGAGACCCUCUGCCUUGGACACACGUUACAAAUACUGGGAUCACCGGAUGUGA